CACCUUUGCGCCGCCUCGCGGGACCACGUGACCCGCGCGGCCGGGGUCGCGAUCCGGGUGCGCGCUGCUGGAAGAGUAGGAGCGCGGAGACCCAAGCGGACAGACUCUGCCCCGGCGCCCGAGCCGCGCGCUCACCAUGGCGAUGCAUUUCAUCUUCUCAGAUAAGGUCAUGCUUCUGUUUGAUUUCUGGAGUGUCCACAGUCCUGCAGGCAUGGCACUCUCCGUGUUGGUAGUCCUGCUCUUAGCUGUAUUGUACGAAGGCAUCAAGGUUGGCAAAGCCAAGCUCCUCUACCACACUCUGGUGAACCUGCACAGGCCUGCCAGCCAGGAGCUCAUCUUGGCAAGAGAACAGGACUCUGUAGACACAGACUCACUCUCGGUCAGCAGAAUGACCUUCAGGUUGGAAAGGAGGUGCACAGAGAGAAGCAGCCCAGAGCCCUGCAGCCUUGGCCUCCAGGUACAGCUGAGAGGGCAUGCAGAUGGGAAAGCAGUUGUGCAACAGAGACAAAAAGACCAACUUUGUUUGGCUGAUGUCAUUUAUUUAUGAAGUAUGUGUAUUGAUUUGACAGAUUUUCCUCUCAUUUGGUCACUUACACAUUUCCUGUGCAGAAAGAGGAGUCGUAGAGGAAAGUUGGGAGUAGGGGAAAGAAACAGAAACAGAAUAGCCCUGAGAAAGGAGAAAGGAUGCAGAAGUUGACAGGAAGCUGGGGAGAACACAAAUCAUAUCAAAAACAGCUUUGUGGCCUAAGACAGUAGACUGACUGGCUUGGGAUGUGACUCCUUUGAAAAAAGAAUUGAAUUCAGAGGCUUGGCCACAUUCUCAAGCGGAAUUCCCAACAUGAAAAAUAACCCAGGGACCAGGGCCCAUACUCACAACCUUGAUUUCUAUUUCUCUCCAUCCUGCUCCUUCCAACCAGGUAGGGAGAUAAAGGGGAUUGAGGAGUAUGAUAGUCUGGACCUUAAGUGUCCCCCAAAGACUCUUUGUUAUUAAAGACUUACUCCCCCCCAACCCCUGCCCACCUUCCCCAGCCUGGUAAUUCUGAGAGACAAUGGAAACUUUAAGAGAUGGAACCUGGGGGAGGCCUUAGAUGGUGGAGGGGACCCCCUAUAGGAGACAGUAGGACCCCACGGCCCCUUCCUCAUUCUCUCCCCUCCACCACCAGGAUGUGGUUUUGCCUUGUUUUAGGCACGAAAACCACAAAGUCAAUUAGCUGUGGACUAAAAUCUCAAACUGUGAGCCAAAAUAAACCUUUCCUCUUUCUAAGCUCAUCAUUUCAGGGACCAUAUGCUAGUAACAGAAAGAUGACUAACACAGGAACCAUGCAGAAGAUUCCCAGUAUUUCUGUGAUGUGUGCUCCUAGCUUUUUCUCUCUGAACUAGCAGGGAACAGGUCCCUUGGGGCGGUGUCUUGUUAAGGUACUUUCUGCUCACUAAGCUCCUGUUGGUCAGAAUCAAGUCUCCAUGCAGGCUGGUCCCAGAGAAGGCAACAUAUACAGAGGCCUGCCUCUGAGCUAACCCCACUGUCUACUGCUAAAAGGAGUUUUACUUCCCCGGGAAUUAGCUAGGUGACUACUAAAUUCUACCAAAACAGGACUUAUGUGUAGCUCAGACCUUCUGUUUUCUUUUAAGCCUCUGGUUCUACCCCCUCGCCAGUCAUACAACUUGAGUUAUAUUAUUUAACCUCUCUGUGCCUCAGUGCUCUGCUCUAUAAAAUGUGAUAAGAGCAUCUACCUUACUAGAUUAGUAGAGGAUUGAGUGUGUGAAACAGUUUUCUCUACACAAGCAAUAGGUGUUGAGGUGGUGGCAGCAUUAAUAGCUAUAAUAUACUGCUAACUUAAAAAUGCCAACUAUACAUAGGCAUCCACGUGAGCUAUUUAUUUUCCUCUUACGUUUAAUAUAGUUUGUACUUUAUUUUCUCAAAGCAAUAUUUA
Messenger RNA from Octodon degus (degu), 1931 nucleotides. RefSeq names its product solute carrier family 31 member 2 (gene Slc31a2). Gene Ontology annotation, molecular function: copper ion transmembrane transporter activity. Gene Ontology annotation, cellular component: membrane. The record is from RefSeq and is a predicted model, not a curated record. The transcript has 4 exons. Lineage: Eukaryota; Metazoa; Chordata; Mammalia; Rodentia; Octodontidae. The coding region runs from base 137 to 547 and encodes 136 amino acids. Gene Ontology annotation, biological process: copper ion transmembrane transport.